Messenger RNA from Zonotrichia leucophrys gambelii, 1501 nucleotides. RefSeq names its product RAB8B, member RAS oncogene family (gene RAB8B). The transcript is spliced from 8 exons. Gene Ontology annotation, molecular function: GTPase activity; GTP binding. The record is from RefSeq and is a predicted model, not a curated record. NCBI's taxonomy places the organism in Eukaryota, Metazoa, Chordata, Aves, Passeriformes, Passerellidae. Gene Ontology annotation, biological process: protein secretion; regulation of exocytosis; protein localization to plasma membrane. The coding region runs from base 112 to 735 and encodes 207 amino acids. Gene Ontology annotation, cellular component: trans-Golgi network transport vesicle; synaptic vesicle; plasma membrane.
CUGCUUCCCUUCCUUCCCUUCCUCCCCUUCCCCUCCCCGCCCGAGUCCCGCCCUCCUUCCGUCCCGCGUUCGCCCCCUCCUGCUGCGGCGGCGAGCCGAGCCCAGGCGAAGAUGGCGAAGACUUACGACUAUCUGUUCAAGCUGCUGCUGAUCGGGGACUCGGGCGUGGGCAAGACCUGCCUGCUCUUCCGCUUCAGCGAGGACGCCUUCAACACCACCUUCAUCUCCACCAUCGGAAUCGACUUUAAAAUCAGAACAAUAGAAUUAGAUGGAAAGAAAAUCAAGCUACAGAUAUGGGACACAGCAGGCCAGGAGAGAUUCCGCACAAUCACCACAGCUUACUACAGAGGAGCCAUGGGAAUUAUGCUGGUGUAUGACAUCACAAAUGAAAAGUCUUUUGACAACAUAAAAAAUUGGAUAAGGAACAUAGAAGAGCAUGCCUCUUCAGAUGUAGAAAGAAUGAUCUUGGGUAACAAGUGUGAUAUGAAUGAAAAAAGACAAGUCUCAAAAGAAAAAGGGGAGAAGUUAGCAAUUGAUUACGGAAUCAAAUUUUUGGAGACAAGUGCAAAAUCCAGCAUAAAUGUGGAAGAGGCGUUUUUCACACUUGCACGAGACAUUAUGACAAAGCUCAACAGAAAAAUGAAUGACAACAGUUCAUCGGGGGCAGGUGGGCCAGUAAAAAUAACAGAAAAUCGAUCUAAGAAGAGCAGCUUCUUUCGAUGCACGCUACUUUGAUGAACUUCUAAUGAUAAGACUGCAGCACACUUAGAACCUUUUCUGCUUCUUUGAAAGCACAGGGUCACAAAGCCUCAGAAAUAAUACCACCAAGCUGCUGCUGAGAGCUCCAUUGAACGUAGACUGCGAUACACAAAUACCAAGUGGAUUUUGCUCACUAAGCCUAUUGACCUGUCAGGCUCUUCUUUCUCAGAUAUGGAAGCUAUGAAGUGGAGACACAAAUGCAAGAUUUAACUUGUUUUCCUUUUUUACUUUCUGUUUUAUUGCCUGUUGCAAAAGCUGCUAUGUUUCUUUUAACUUUGCACAUCCAUAUUGGCCUCUUACUGCCUGUUACAGCACAAUCUUACAUUUGUAUUUGCACAGUUUGACUUGUAAGUAAGAUUCUUAACAGAUUUGUGCACAGUUUUAUUUCUCUUUUUAAACAAAUUUAUUUUCAAGCAGAAGAGCCAGGGGAAAAAUUAAGUCUCAUUUCCAUUAUUUUCUAUGCUGUAUACUCGUGGCCAUGCAGUAUGGAUGUUGUUGCUCUAGUGAUGAGAAUUACUGUAACAAUUGGCAUUUAACAAAUUUGUCCAGAUUUUGUCUCUUAGAUGCACAAAUCUGUUUAUGCAGAAGCUGUGGCUUCUAUUCUGAAUGUAGUAUGCUUUUCUUUCUUUACCAGACUUAGCAAAGUUGUGUUCUGAAUUGCCAGUCACUGUCUGAUUCACAGAUGCACCUUUCAGUUAUUUGAAUAAACACAGUGUCUUUCCUCACCUAACUUCCCUUUGUU